Messenger RNA from Tetrahymena thermophila SB210, 7284 nucleotides. RefSeq lists its product as hypothetical. NCBI's taxonomy places the organism in Eukaryota, Ciliophora, Oligohymenophorea, Hymenostomatida, Tetrahymenidae. The transcript has 4 exons. The record is from RefSeq and is a predicted model, not a curated record.
AUGGAGUAAGAAGAUUUGUUUUCAUCAUCCUCAAAAAAGUUUAGGAAAAACAAUCAUAAUGAGGAUGAAAGCGUAGACAUGAUAAAUAUGGACUAUGAUAGUGGCAUUAAAGGAUAGAAAAACUAGCUUAGAAAAUACAUUGAGGACUUCGCUCGCUUGGAAGAUAUAGAAUAGAAGCUUGAUGAAUUGUAAGACUCUUUAAGCAGCUUAGAUCCAAACGUAUUGAUAGAUUUGACUAGUAAGUUGAAUAUUGGUAAAGAAAUACAAAUGGAAGUAGCUGAGAUGAUGCAAAACAUAGAGGAUAAUAAUUAAUAUUCAGCUUAUUUUUAGAUAAGUUUUGCUGAAUUUAAGAGAGCUUAAGAAAUGCUCGAUUAAAUGCAACAAUAUAAACUCAAUAUGGUGAGUGAAAGCUAAUAACUCACGUUUCUUAUAUAAAUAAAGGAAUUCUUAGAAAAACUUAUGAAAGCUUUAAAGAUGACUGUUAAUGUUGGAAGAAAAGGUGGGAAGGAAACUGAUAAAGAAAUUAAGUAAUUUGAUGAAAAUUUGAAAUUUAUUUAAGCGGGUAUUUUAUCAGAUGAUUCUUUGGGAGAAAAACUAGAACUUGAUUAACUUAAUGGAUUGUAUGUAGAUUUGCUCAGCGCAAUAGAUUUAGCAUAGAAGCUACCUGAAAAGAGUCGUAAUUCUAAGAUUAAAUUAGUGAAGUUUUUAGAAGAUAAAUUUACUGAAGCGAUUUGGAUCAAUAAGGCAACUGACCUUAAAAAUAGUGACACCACCUCAGUCAUUUAGAUGUCAUUUUCUAAAUUUAAUGAUCUUUUAAGAUAGGUGCCAAAAGAGAAUUAAAAAGCAUAGUAGCUCUUAAAAGAAUUAGAUGCUAUGAAAGAAAAGUAUCUCGCAUAUGCUAAUUUAUUCAAGGAUUUAGAAACAAUAAUUGAUGAAAAGAAAAUUAGCUUUUUACCAUCAGAUUAGUUAAAAACUCUUUCAACUAAACUAUAACAGGCAUCUUCUAAAUACAAAGAAGUUCCUUAUGCUCUUAAAUUAGAUUUGAAGCAAAAGUAGCAAUUUGUAGAAAGGAUUUAAGAUAGUAUUAAUUGGUCUAUAAAUGCAAAAGGUAUACUUGAAGAAAGAGUGCAAAAUGUAGAAAAGUUGGAAUAGAUUUUAAUAGAGCAAACUCAAAAGCAACUUUAACCUUCCUAGAAACUGCUAAUAAAAGACAUAAAUGAGAGAAUUUCAGCUGUGAAAAAGUGCGAUUCUUAACUCAACUAAAUUAAAGAAUAAAUUGAAUAGUAUAAUUAAUCAAAGCAAUAGGAAUAAAAGAAUAAAUAUUAGGUAUAAGUUUUUAUUGAGCUUUUUGAUACUUACAAGGAUUUAAAUCAGUAUAUCGAACUCGAGUCUCAACUCAACUAAGUAGAGGACUUCCUUAAAAAGUAUUAAGAUGAAGAGUUUACCAUUCUAAAGCUAACUAAGAAUUGGAUGAGCAGCUUAAAUGAGUAGAAUUUGGAAUUGAAGUCUUUUAAGUCUGAUUUAGAAAAUGUUUCAUCUUUGAUAAAAAAGAGUAUUUUCGAGUGGAAUAAAUAUGAAGCAAAUAUUUAAGGCUUGGAGCUUGCAAUAUAGAUAAAAGAGAUAAUUUAAACUAGUUAAGAAGAAUCAAUGAACGAAAAGAGUGAUAUGAUUGAUGAAGACAAGAAAUUGAGUUGGAAAAGCGUCUUGCGUUUAAAAGAAUAAUUAGCAGCAUUAGAGUAGAAAGACAACUAUGUUAUCAAAAAUUUCGAUGGCAGAAAUGUCUUUUUGAAAUCGAUAGAAGACUAUUAAUUAGCCAAAUAGGAUUUAGAUAAUAUAGGUAAGAAGAGCAUUACUUAAGAGAGAUUCGAUGAAAUAUGCAGCAUUAUACAAAACACAUUUAUUCAUUCUCCUAAUGAUUAGCAACGCUUAAUGAAAAUUAAAUAGUUAAAGGAAAAAAUCUAUAAUGAAAUGAGAGAAUUUGAAGUGUGCUAUGUCAAAAAAGAGAAGGUGGACAUUAAGAGAAUAUUUGAUGUUUUAGAAUCAAUUAAAUUGAGUGGAUUGAAGUUGGAUGAUAAAAAAGUUUAAUUAGAAAAGAAGAUUCACAUUGCUAAUUAAAUAAUUAGAAUUGUUAAGACUUCAGCUAACUUUGAUGUUGACAAAAUUAUUGAGCAGUACAAUAAUUAGAGUGUUUAAAUAGAAUAAAUGGAAGAAAUGAUAACAGAAAAUAAGCAAGUGAACAAUGAUUUAGAGGAUUUUUAAGAAAAAAUCAUUUAUAGCUUUGAUGACUAUGAGGAUUUAAUGGAAAUAUACUAAAAGAUAGGUUCUGUUAAGCUUCAUUUCACUAGAAAGAGACCAUAUCUGUUAUUGAAAUAAAAGAUUUUCUCGCUUUUAACUAUAUUGAUAUGGAAGAGCUGGUCAGAAAACAAACCCUUGUUUGGAUUUAACUACAAUUCUCUCAAAAGUAUUUUGAAUGACAGCGAGUUGUAUGACGAAUUUAUAAUUCUCAAUAAAGCAAAAAUUAAGCAGUUGAAUAUUUUUACUUAAGAAAAGCAAUAAAAAGCUUAAAUGCCUAAGAUUUAAAGAAAUUCUUAGAAAGAAAAUGAAAUGCAAAUUGAGGAUUUACCAUCAACUGAGACAAAAGUAAAGAAAAUCGAAGAAUUAAGUGCUUAGGAAAUUGUUAUGGACUUGGAAAAAGACAAAGAAGAUAUUGAAAAAGAUAAUAAAGAUGACAAUGAAGAAAAGAUAUAUUUGGGAGAUGAAGAAAACAACAAUAUAACAGAUGAGCCAAAAAAUGCAAGAUAGUAAGAGUGUGGUGGAGCUGAAGAGCAAAUAAUGUAACAAGAAUUAAAUUAAUAAGAAGAAAUUGAAGAAGAGUUGAUAAGCUAAGAAAAGAAGCUGAAGAGUAUCUAAGAAAUAAUUGUCGAUGAGAGAGUGCAAGUAGAGAUUUCUAUCUUAAAAGAAUGUAGAGAUUUAAUAAAAAGCAUGUGGGAUCAAGUCAUGAAAAGAGUCAGAUAUAUCAGAGAAGCUUAAAAAAGUGCUGAAAUUGAGAAGCUUGAAAAUGAGUAUGCUUAUCAAUUAGGCUGUGUUGAUUUGAUGGAUAUAUUAAUCGAAUAAAAAAUAUUAGUUUAAGGUAAAGAAGAAUUAUAUGAAUAGGAGUAGCUAAAAAAGAAAAAGCUCGAGGAGCAACAAAAUCAAAUGAAAGAACAACAAUACCAAGCAGCAUAAUAUUUUGCUUAAACUUAAUUACAAAUACAAUAACAAAAAAAUAAUAACAAGACAAUGAAAAAAUCCUAAAAUGUAAAUUAGAGUACUAAUGUUGUUUAAAGUUAGACUAAUUAAUAAGUACCAAAUUCAUCAGAUAGUGCUGUUGAAAAGAUUUUGGCAACUUAGAGCUUUGCCCAAUUCGAUCAAAAGAAAAUAAAAAUUGCAAAAAAAAUAAUAGGAAGCAUGAUUUCAAAUCCACACUAUAAAGAUUUGAAUCACAGAAUUAUUGAAAACACAGUGAGUUAUUUAAUAAAAAAAAUAGUUUAAUUUUAGUAUACAUAAGAUUAUAUUGAGUAAAUAUUUGAGUUCUUUAAUGAGCUUAAAGAAGAUGUUUAUUUGGCUGAGCAAUAUCGUAAAGAAUCAUUUAGCUUUAAGUCAUUCUCCACAAUGAUGAGACUAUAAUCAAACAAGCUUUAAGACAAUAUUAAAAUCAAAAAGAGAAAAUUGAAUGAAGAUUAAUAGCAAGUUAGUUAAUAGGGAUAAGAAUUAGAAAUUUAAUUGGAAAAGCAGUAAAAAGGUAUUAGUUUAGAUGAUGUUUAUUGCAAUACUGUUAAGAAAGCUCCUUCUAAAAUUAUUGAUCACGAUGAAUAUGUUAAGCUAAAUUACAGAUUCAGCAAUACUCAAAUAAAAGAUCCACUUUUCAAAGAGUUUUAUCGUCUUUUACAAAGCAAGGAAACUCUAGCUUAAUUCAGAAAAUAUUAACAAGAGCUAUAAAGAAUAGCUGGAGAGGCUGAUUUUUAAGCAGGGUAAUAUAAUGGAAAUGAAACAGAAGAAGAGGACGAAGAAGAAGAAAAUAAGAAAAAAUCAAUUAAAUCAUCUAAAAAUAAGAGCAGUCUUUCAAGCAUAGGAAGUAAAUCAAAAUUAGCUGGAUAAUUCUCUUCAGAGGACGAAGAAGAUUACUAAUAAGAAAUAAUUUAAUCUCAUCCAUCUGUUUUGAAAUACAUCAAAGACGACAGAGUAAAGAAACUUAUUGAUCCCAUUAAAGAAGAAGAAAUGGAUAGCUUUAUUGAUUUUUGCAAUAACCAACUUCGUUAAAAGUUGACAAAAGAGCUAGGUCAAAUCAGAAUCAUGUACAAUCCCUUAACUAAUGAUGAGGAAUACAUAAAGCACUAAAAAGGUAGCAAAAAUGAUGCUUCUGGCUACGAAACUGAUGACGGAGAUGAGAAAAAUAAGUACGAUCCUGAAUAAAUAAAAAAUUAAAAGAACAUUUACAGUAUUUAUCAAGGCUAAAUCCACCUCCGUCCUGAUACUAACUAGGUACCUUUAGAGGUCACAUGCAUAAUAGAAUCCACUGAAGCUUUAUUAAAAGAAUGUCCUGUUUUUAAGUAUGGGGAUAUGAUCAAGUAGAGCGGAGAAUCUGAAAUGCUUGAAACAAAAGAAUUCCUCAUCAGAUCUUACAAAUGCGAAACUAUUCUCUCACUGUUUGGCUCAAUAGAAAGCGAUAACGAAGAAGCUCAAAAAUAAUUAGAUUCACUUGCUUAAGAUCUAAAGAAUAGAGACAGAGUUUCUAUAGCUUUAUGGAAUACAGCAACAAAAAUGUACAUCUUCCACAAGAAAUUGUUUGAAAGAGAUCACUGUGGAAACAGAAUACAAAAGAAAUUAAAUCUCUCUUCAUCUGAAUUGUGCUUUGCUAUAAUUUUUAAAUCAACUAGUUGCAAGCCUGAAGAGAUAGAAAGUAUUACAAAAAUAACUGACCCUGUUUUAUACGCUUAGUCUCCUUCUGACUUUUUGGAGUUGCAAGCAAUUAAAACUGCUCAAAAAAGAGAAAAUGAAGAAUUCAGAGACAUGAACAAAGAAAAUCUUUUUGACAGUAGCGAAAAACCAAAAUUUAAAAAACCACUGCCAAAAUACAAAAAAGAUACUGUUCUUAAAAUUUAUUUACCCUUAAAGGAGAGUGAAUCUAAUAUUAAAGAAAAUUAGUCAAAGAACACUCUUAGUCUUCUAGUAAAACCAAGAACUAAAGAAAUUGAAAAAAAAAUAGAAUAUGCUGUUCAAAAGCAUCAAUUCUAAUCUAACUUUGUUAGACAGCAGCCACCUUUGAGAGUUACCUAAACACCAGAAUACAAUCCACAAAUAGAUGAAAUAUUAAGGAGAAGAGUAUAGGGAAAAAGAACAGGAAAGAAAUCUAUAAUGCUUGAUGAUUUAAAGUUAAAAGUGAAGGAUCCAAACAAUUAAAAGCCUAAUUUACUUGAAUAAUCACAAUUUAAUGAAAUUUUACCAACAACGAAUAAGAAGUUUUCAAUGAGUAAGAAGAGUGUUACUAUUUCUGAUAAAAUACAGGAAGAAGAAGAUUUAUAAUAAUAGCAAUAUAAUGAUGAUUUAGGUUAUAAUGAUAAUGAUUAUGGUGGCAUUAAUGAUUACUAAGAAAAUUAAUUUUAAGAAGUUACACCUUUCGAAGUGAAUCCAGUGAGAAAGACAGAACUCUCAUCAGUUUCAUCCUUACAUUACAAUAAAAGUGUUUCUUCUAAGCAAUCAAAAAGCAUUUUAAGCAAUAAAAUGUCUUCUGUUUCUUCUUUAAGUUCUCAAUAUAAAGAUAACUUUAACAGAAAGCCAAAAUCAUACAUUGAAGAAGACUACUUAACCUAAGUAAACACCUACUAGAAUUCUAGAUAGCCAAAGUAAUCUGUAAUGGCCUUAAUGGGAUAAGAUAGCAACAGCGAAUAAGAAGAAGAGUAAGAAAACCAAGACUAUUUGUAAAAAAAAGUUAUAGAACAAGCAAAUAGAAACAUGCAGUUAUUAAGUGAAGACUCUCAAACACCAAUUUAUUCAAAGUCUAGUAUUUCUUCUCUCUCUGAAGAAUCAAUGGCCAAAAAUAACUAAAAACUUUAAGAACUUGCAUCGAUUUUAGAUUAGAUGAAAACAAAUACUGCAUAAAACGAAAGAAAAGCAUCUACAUCCUCCAUUUCAGUUUCAUAGUUUGAAGGAAGUCUGAAUGGCGAUUCCAAUUUUUCCAAAGUUUCUUCUAUUAAAUCUAGAAGACCAUACAGCACAGUUUCUAAGAACACAUUAAAAUCAGUUAGUUAUAACGAUGAAUCAAAUUAAUAAUUCUAAGAAGACUUCUAAUUAGAUUCACAAGAAAUGGAUCAAGAAGAACCUUAAUACUAUCACUAGAAUAAUCAAUAUUAAAAUAAGUUUAAUUUCAAUAAUAGAAAUAAAAUAGCUAAUAACUACUUAGAACCAGAAGAAAGUGAUUACAAACCAAGUGAUAUUUCUUCUUUGCCAAGCAGUGAUUAGAGCAAUAGCAGAUUUGCAUAACCAAAAUUCACUAGCUAAGGUAAAUUCCCAUAAACAAAGUUGUAAUUCUAAAAGAAUAGCAAUUAUGACAACAAAGAAAACACUUUUUACAACAACUAAAGAGAUCUUGAAAAUGAUGGAAUUUUAACUCCUUAGCUUAGUCUCUCAAAAGACUCCUAUUCAAAAUUAUCUGUACCUUCAUUGAGUUCAUAUAGCGGUAAGAGAUCACACAACACAUUUAAUUCCAAUUAAAACUAACCUGCUUUCAACAAGAGUUCUAAGUUUUCAAUCAGCAGCUAUCACAGUAAUCGUACACAGCAAUACUCUGAAGACUUAGACUAUGAAAAACAAACACCUGUUCUUGAAAAUUUUGUUAAUAACACUUUUAGAAAUGAUAAUACUGCCUAAAACUUCAAUAGUUCUCGCAACUUCAACAACAACAAUAAUAAUCCAACCAAUUACCAAAGACAUCAAUAAAAUAAUUCAUACUAAACGAAUAAUUAAUCCUAAAGAAGACCAUUAAAUACCCAACCUUAGGCCUACAUAUAUGAGCAAGACAGUUAUCAAUAUAAUAGCAAAGUAUUCAAUAAAUCCAUGUAGAAAUCCAUACACAAAAACCAGUCAGCAUUUAACAUAUAAAACUAUUACAAUGAAGAUGAUUAACAAUAAAGUGAACCAUCCUCUAUUAAUUCAAAAAUUUACGAAGAACAAAUUCUUGAUUUCCGUGACUAAUUAGAUAGCUUGCUACAAACCAUUAAGCAUAAAAAAUUUAUGCAUUAAUAAUGA